AUGAAGGACUGCAAAAUACAGUCGCGUUUGUUGGAAGUGCGUGGACUAACUCUCGAACGGGCUCACGAAAUUGCAGUGUCGAUGGAGUUAUCGGUAAAAGGUGGUCAAGAAAUUCACUCACGGCAGAGUAGGCCUGAAUUAAAUUUGGUUGAGCACCCGGCAACAAAACAUGCGAAAUACAGAGCAAAAAAAGCGAAUACAGCAAGUAAGGUUAUGGCGAAACCUGAUUCGAAUAAAAAGGCCUGUUAUCGAUGCGGCAGUGCGGAGCAUUUAGCUAACAAGUGUCCGUACAUAAAGUCGGCUUGUGAUUUCUGUAAAAUGACGGGACAUAUACAGAAAGUGUGCUUGAAAAAGAAAGGUGACAGGAAAAGUGAUGCUAACCAAAUGGAAGAGAGUGACGUACAUAACACUGCAGUUACUACGGCAGAAAUCUGUGGUGUUGAUAGCGCGAUCGAUUUUAAAAGUAAAGCUGAUAAAUUUUGGCUGAAGCUGAACGUGAAUAAAAUGCAGGUGAAUUUUGAAAUCGACAGUGGCUCUCCAGUUGCUAUCAUGAGUGCUGCCGUUAAAGAAAAGUACUUUCCGUCUACGAAAUUGCUACCGCCCGAUUUGGAAUUAGUGAGCUACAGUGGAAACUCGAUCCAAAUUUGCGGUAUGUGCCUAGUUACUGUUCGAUAUCGUGGUGCAGACUACCAGCUUUCGUUGUACGUUGCAGAGAAUAAAAAGCAUCCUUUGCUGGGAAGAAGCUGGAUGAAAGUGCUAAAAACCGAUUUGGGUAAAUUUUACGAAGAUGUGUAUACGAUUUCGGCUAGCUCAACGACGAGUGCUAGUGAAGCGGUAAAAAGAUUAUUGGCGAGAUACGACAACGUGUGUGAUAAGUCCAUGGGGAAAAUUAACGGACUUGCGGCUAAAUUGCAAUUAAAGCCAAAUGUGCAUCCGGUAUACAUGAAGGCAAGGCCGGUACCGUUUUUUAUACGUAAUGCAGUCGAAAGUGAGAUCAACAAUUUGCUAGAAAAUGGAGUGCUCGUUAAAGUUAAUCACAGUGCGUGGGCGACACCGGUAGUCCCAGUAAUGAAGCUUAACAAUAAAGUGCGUCUUUGUGGCGAUUACAAACUAACGGUAAAUCCCAAUAUUGCGGUCGAUGACCAUCCCCUGCCCACCGUCGAAGAACUGUUUGCUAAUGUGGCAGGAGGUGAGAAGUUUUCGAAAAUUGAUCUUUCGCAGGCGUAUUUGCAGUUGGAGGUUGAUUCAGAAUUUCAAGAAAUUCUUACGUUGAGUACGCAUAUGGGGUUGUACAGGCCUACACGAUUGAUGUAUGGAGUGAGUUCGGCACCUGCGAUUUGGGUGUUGAACGGCAUACCUGGCGUUACGGUGUUUCUGGACGACAUUCGAAUUACAGGACCAAAUGAUGAGGUUCACUUGCAGCGUCUGGAAGAAGGUUACAAUUAA
This is a messenger RNA of Sabethes cyaneus, 1446 nucleotides long. RefSeq lists its product as uncharacterized. Lineage: Eukaryota; Metazoa; Arthropoda; Insecta; Diptera; Culicidae. The transcript is spliced from 2 exons. The record is from RefSeq and is a predicted model, not a curated record. Bases 1 to 1446 code for a protein of 481 amino acids. Gene Ontology annotation, molecular function: nucleic acid binding; zinc ion binding.